Molecule: messenger RNA, 1338 nt
Organism: Gaeumannomyces tritici R3-111a-1
Lineage: Eukaryota; Fungi; Ascomycota; Sordariomycetes; Magnaporthales; Magnaporthaceae
Exons: 1
Coding region: 1-1338 (445 amino acids)
Source: RefSeq, a predicted model, not a curated record
AUGGCCUUUAAACCUACGGAUGCCCACAUGACACCCAGCCCUUCACUGCCGCAGCCGCCAAUUCCACGUCUGUCCACUUAUUCGUACCGCUAUAGCGGCUCGCUUGGGGCAUUCACAAACACGGACUUUCCAACUUUUUCCAUCCGUCCAACGGCAGAUAUGCCAUUGCCUUCGGUAUCCAUGCCUGGACUUGAGAUGGACUCGUCGCGGGAAGAGACUGACAAAGCCUUUGCCGCGGUGGAAGCCGCCCUCGGAAUCCAGAUCAACGACGGCGCAACACCGAUUGAACCAUUUCAUCUUGAGGACCUCCUGACCAGGAUCGCUGCGGCCGGCGUACUACCGCAGCGACAAAACAAAGCGGAAGGAAACGGCCCACCGCGGCUACAGCCUCCUCAAUCACUGCCCUUGCUCGACAUUCCAAAAAUUGUAAUCACUGAUGCGGAAGAAGGUUCAACUACGCAGCAACACGCACAACAGCAAAUAGCGCAAAACAGGACGAGGCAGCAGGCGCAGGAGGCACAACCGGUUACGUCUACCCACGUAUAUUUACCAUGCAGCCCUUUUACAAUCACCAUGCCCACCUUCCGCCACGGCCCAAUCCGUCUUUCCCGGUCCGACAUUGACACUUUCGGAGCUAAAAGGCUGGGAAGCUACGAAAUGCUAGACUUGGCCGUUCUUCAAAGGCCCACCCUUUCCGAUGGUACCGAUGGCUUUCCUUCUGGCAAUGUACACUUUACUCAAGGAUCGGAAACACUGGAUGUCGACGAACUCGCGUGCUGGCUCGAUGGGUUCGGGCUUGGGGGCAUUGGGGGCCUCUUGAGCUCCGAUAAAGACGAGCGCAAUAAUAAUAGCAAUACCAGAAAGGCCAAAAAGAAGGGUGGAAAUGAUACCAGGCUAGGAGGUUUGACCGGUAACAACAGGCUGGACCGGCACCGCGAUUCCGGUGGUGUAUCCGACGUCUCCAAGCCGACAGAUAUGCUUGAAUCUUCCAGCUCGCAUACGGACAGCUUUGGCUCAAUGAAGCAACCCGAAAUGGCGCAAGUCUACAAUGGCCUGCUCAUCCCGUCGGUAAACGAACCUUUACCGGGGCGCUGGGAUGCCAGACUCAAGCUCGAGGGCUAUGAUUUCGAGCACCGGGUGUUCGGGUCACAGCAUUUGGGGGAGCAUAAGCAGCAGUUCGCUAUAGGUUCGGAAAGGGGCGAUGAAAGCCUGCCAGAAAGUCCUAUGUUCGAGCUUGAUAUUACGGGCGAGGUUGUACCUAUGGGAAAGAACCUUAGCCACGAUCUGAGAGAUUUUCUUCAGUGGGCGACGGAGAAUGUGUAUACUUUUUCAUUUUAA